AUGAUAUCUCACUUCCCUCAACUUAUCUCUUCUUCGAGUCAAAAUCAACCAUUCCCCCUCAUUUGGAACAACGCGCAGUUUCUAGUUAAUAAGGAGCUCGCCAGCAUAUUGCCUGGUUUGAAUCGGUCAAAUCAACCGCUGAGCUCUUUCGAUUGUGCUGGUUUAACUAUAUCCAACACAAUGUCAUCAAGACAACCUAAACUACGUCCCAAGUCACAUAUACCGGGGCUUUCAGAUUCUCUAUGUGACCUUUCUACCAUGUCAUCUCCGUUGCAGUUUGAAUCCCGUGUGGCAUUGAAUGACGAAAAGAAUGAUCAACGCGUUUUCCGGGUGAAGAGGAAACAUGUUCUCAAGGCGUGCGAUCGUUGCAGAAUUAAAAAGACGAAGUGUGAUGGGAAACAGCCAUGCAAUCGUUGUUCUUCAUAUAACCACCCCUGCUUAUUCCGGGAGAAAAAGGCUACUCAGACAAAGGUUUACUCUCGAGGAUUCGUUGAGAUGUUGGAGUCGCACCACUCGCUCGUUGUCAAAGCACUUCAAAGAGUUUACAAGCUGUGUUCUGACAAGGAAGGAUUUCCAGGCGAGCCUCUUGCAGUGACCUCCGAUGGGUAUCCCCUGACGCAUGCCAUCCUCGACCGCUUAGGGCUGAUAAAACAAGCCGAAGAUACCUCUCAAGCUGCAGACGAAGAGAGCGAAGACCUUCGGUACCUACGUGUCCUGUCAAGCUCAACCGACUGUUGCGCAACUGCCGACCCAUCACCAGAGCCUGCUACGCCUCCGGACCCUGCACCCAGCUCAUCUAGUCCCGUUCAACUAUCACCAGGAGGACACGGGCCCGUCAAGUGGGAGUUUCAGCCCGAGCAAUAUCAGACCUACCCACGAACCAAUUAUCAGAUUCCGAUGCCACACCCAGCUCUGGGGACACCGACCCUCGCCAACGAAUCCGAAUGCCCAACAACAGCACCUUCUCCUGUCGGCGCGGGCCUUGCAAAUCCAUAUCUUUACUAUACCGACGGCGGUUGCAACCCCGAACCCACGGACAGCAAUCUUCAACCUAUAGUCGCCACAGGCCCGUCAGCCAUUGCAGCAGCAAUCUCAGCUGGUCUGCCAGUUGGUAUAGCCGAGAAUUAUAGCCUUACUAUGUCUGAUCACCAACCCAUCUACCCGACACCCUUAACACCUGCGUGGGUAUAUCCUUGUGAAUAA
Molecule: messenger RNA, 1203 nt
Organism: Aspergillus puulaauensis
Lineage: Eukaryota; Fungi; Ascomycota; Eurotiomycetes; Eurotiales; Aspergillaceae
Product: Zn(II)2Cys6 transcription factor domain-containing protein
Exons: 3
Coding region: 1-1203 (400 amino acids)
Biological process (GO): regulation of DNA-templated transcription
Molecular function (GO): zinc ion binding; DNA-binding transcription factor activity, RNA polymerase II-specific
Source: RefSeq, a predicted model, not a curated record